AUGGGGCUUCCUGUGUUCAAGCUGGGUAUUCAGGACUAUUUCGGGCCAAUUUGUGCGUUUUGCUGGUUUCUCGGUGGACUGUGGCUUAUCGCCAUCUCGGUCAUACGACCCUUCUACAUAUCCGGCGACGACCUCCGACCCGUUCGGCCGUUCUAUUUUGGAAAGAAGAAAAAGGUAUGUUGUUGAUGAAACUUGGUGGGAAGAAGUGAAAUUUUAUGAAAUUGGAUGAAAUUUUGAUGAAAUUUUUUCAAAAUUUGUUGAAAUUUCGAUGAAAAACAUAAAAUUUUUGAAAUCGGCAAAGAAAUUGUGAUUGAAAUUUAAAAUUUGAAAAGAUAUUUAUACCUAUGAUAACAAGGAAAGUACCCUACUUGCCCAGCUCAGAAUUAGCUCUAAAUUUUCAUAUGAGUUUUUUGUAUUACCAAUAGUACCCAUAAAGUAUUUUAGAUAGCACUUUUUAAAUUAAAAACUUAAAUAUUUUAAUUUUUCCUCAAUUUGGCAUUGUGUUUCAAGCACUUUUUUUGACUUCCAAGACAAGCUACGCUUAUAAAUUAAAAAAUGUAGGUUUAUUUAAAGGUUUUCUAUUAAUAUAUCAAAAAAAAAUCAUUAAAAGUCAAAAAAUGGCAAAGUUAUAAGCUUGAAACACAAUGCCAAGUUGGCGGAAAAUUCAAAACGUGAUUUUUUGAUUUCGAUCUUUCGAGUUUCGCUGGAAAGCGCGAUUUAGUAUUUUGCUGAAGAACUUAUAUUUACAUGAUCUUUCUAUGUAAAAGUUUGAACUCAAUCAGAGCGGGGCAGGUCGGGCACUUUUUUUAUAAGAUUUUUAAAAAAUUGACGGUUAAAAUGAGUUUUUUCUGAAAUAAUGGAUGAAGCUUCAAGCUCUAUUUUUUUAAUUUUUGAAACAUUUUUUACCUAAAAUAAGAUUUUUUUUAAUUUUUAAUAAAAGUUGUUACCUAAAAUGUUACUUUUUCAAAGUUUAAAAAACAAAUUUAAAUUUCUCGUCUUACUCUACUUUUUUCAUAAUAACACCAUAAACCGACCUUAAUUUACAUUUUUUAGGCUAAAAAAGAAAAGACUAAAGGGAGCACGAAAGCAAAAUCCAAGUCAGCUAAAAAGGACGACAAAGCCAAGUCAACCAAAUCGAAGAAGUCAAAGAAAAAGACGGAAGAUUCGAAGGAGGGAAGCUUCAAAGAAGUUUCAGCGGCCGAUGAAGCUGGUGGUGGAAAAACAGAAGAAGAAGCUAAACCUGUCUGA
This is a messenger RNA of Bursaphelenchus okinawaensis, 1248 nucleotides long. The record is from the annotation of a GenBank genome assembly. NCBI's taxonomy places the organism in Eukaryota, Metazoa, Nematoda, Chromadorea, Rhabditida, Aphelenchoididae.